Haemonchus placei is the source of this 777-nucleotide messenger RNA. NCBI's taxonomy places the organism in Eukaryota, Metazoa, Nematoda, Chromadorea, Rhabditida, Trichostrongylidae. The record is from the annotation of a GenBank genome assembly.
AUGUAUGUGAACAACAGGACGAAUAACGGUAGAUUUUGCUGCAAAGAUCCUUUUUUUUUCUGGAAAUAUAUAAAGUUGUAACAAUGAGUAAAAUACCAGCGGUACUUGCUCCCCUCGCUCGACUUGGCGUGCUACACUCCGCCACAGUUUAUCGCCGACUUGAGCUGCUAUGUUGGAUCUCAGCAAAUCUCCCAUAGAAAGCAGUAUGAAUCCAUAAAAUUUCUGAACAAUCCUUUUGGCUAUUUCGGCUCUGCUGGCUCCAGGAGCCCCGAUAAUAAGCACGACAGGAACACUUUCAAUCGAUACAUUUGCUGCAUCUAGGGAUGUUCGUCGUGCAUCAGCUCCGGAUUUUGGGAAUAUAGGCGCAGGCUCCGAGAUUGUAGCAUUGAAGGGUUCAGCUGAAUCAUAUAGCGAUUUUGUAACCAGCACAGAUUCUUCCACAGAAAAGUUCGAACGCAGGGAAUCUGUUAUUGUAUCAGUAUUCGGCUCAAUUUCAGUACGGCUGUCUAGUUGAACUCGAUUGCAACAGCUCGGCUUAUGGGAUGUUCUCAUCGCUUCUUCCCCACUGCUUUUUGUCGCUGCAAUCCUAUUAUCUUCUUGAGUGACUGCAUCACAAGCAUGGAACUGUGGUUGAUUUACAGGACUGUUAUUCAGAAUCGGCACGCCGGAACUCAUAGCUUUUUGAACCAAAUCUUUCGUUCUUUCGUAAAUCGUUUGGUCAUCCUUUUCACCGGGUAUCCUACCUCCCAUUUUUCUAUGCCUCUUGUAGUAGCGUAG